GUCGUCACAAGCCCUUUUUGAGCCAGGGUAAGCCCAAGCUAGAGGUGCUGGAAAUCUCUAUUGAUGGCACACUUCGGGUUAAAACUGCAGUUCAUUCCUUCAACGAAGGAAGGAAAGCUGGUCAAUUAUGACCAAAUUUGACCGGAAGCCCUUUUGUAUACUCUCAGGCAUACAAUAGAUUUACUGCAGUGUGCUGCGGCUUCUUUGAGCAGAUGAGGUCAAAUAAUCAAACUGUUGGCGGCUGCAUGUCAACUUGUGGUGACAACACCGCCGGCAAUGGUUGUAUUGAAGCCGAUAGCGGAAAGCAACCUGAUGCAAUAUUAUCUGCCCAUAGCUAUGCAUUUAUGGUUGAGCAAGACUGGUUUCAGAAUAAUAUAUCAAAUUUUGGAGACAUCAAGGAUAUGGACAACGUUCCUAUGGUGCUAGAAUGGAGGUUAAGCUUAGACAAGAACAGUUCAUCAUUCACAUCGUAUGAAAAUUUCAUCUUAAAUAAAAUUUUGGGUUUUACUUUAUCGAGUAUACCAUAUACGGAUAAUUCAUUAGUUGUUGCCUUGCAAAAUCAUUUGAAUACAACGUUGCUACGAGAUGACGAUCCAACACCGUAUUGCAAUUUAUUUAAUGCCACUUCUCCGACAAACAAUCUUCCAAUGCUUCAGUGUUUCUGUCCGGCCGGCUAUGAUGGAAACCCCUUUCUUGUCCAACCUUUGUAAAAACCAUAAUUACAUGCUCACAACAUAUGCACAGCAAUCAUAAAAGGAUCAAGGCUUACCUUCUGCAAUUACUGUCAUGGAUUCCAUCUUAUGCAACUGCUUAACUCGAUCACUGAAUGUGGUCUUCUGUUACUUACCAACUUGCUUCUCAAUGGACAGAACUUAUGCA
This is a messenger RNA of Rosa rugosa (rugosa rose), 879 nucleotides long. RefSeq lists its product as uncharacterized. The coding region runs from base 213 to 710 and encodes 165 amino acids. Lineage: Eukaryota; Viridiplantae; Streptophyta; Magnoliopsida; Rosales; Rosaceae. The record is from RefSeq and is a predicted model, not a curated record. The transcript has 2 exons.